Molecule: messenger RNA, 1696 nt
Organism: Rhinopithecus roxellana (golden snub-nosed monkey)
Lineage: Eukaryota; Metazoa; Chordata; Mammalia; Primates; Cercopithecidae
Exons: 1
Coding region: 38-640 (200 amino acids)
Source: RefSeq, a predicted model, not a curated record
GGCGGCUAGGAACCCUCUCCGCGCCGCGUCCCAGGGGAUGCGGCGGGCCCCUGACUGGGUGCAGCGGGAGGCCGCCCCCCGCAACAAGUGCCGGGUGCCAUGGCAACGGCGGGAAUUUCCCGGUCAGGGAGGCCGGAAGCAGCACCCGCCGGGCUCGCGGCAGCCAAAGCAAAAUCCGAUCUCUCUCACGGGCGAGCAAAAUGGACGAAAGGCGACCACCAGGAAGGGGCGCUGGGUGCCUUGGGAAUCCGAGGAAUCCCUUCUCUUUGCCAGUCGGAGGGGACUAGAGGGCGCCGAAGGGGCCGAAGAUCGGCCGAGCGCUGCCCCCAGGGGUCGUCGGCGCCGGGCGCAGCUGACCAGCGCAGCGCAGCGCAGCGGGCUCCCUUCCCAGCCGCCGCCGCUCAGCCCAUUGCGCAAACCCGGCGGAUCCAACCAACCCCGCUCUGCAGCUGCUGCUGGAACCCAGGAGGCGUGCUUGGAGGUUUUGGGCACUACGCGGGACUGGAAAUACCACGUACUGUCCUUUCGCCUAGACCCCCGCUCGGGCCACGCGGGUUCUGCCCUCAAAGCUGGUGGCUGCUCCAGACUUGCGGGUGGGGGGAGGGGAAGGGGAGAGGCUGGCGCCCCCUCCCCCUUUUAGCUUCCGCGGUUGCAGCAGCUGUUGCCAAAUGAACCCCAGAAUGGGGACGUGCGACGCUCCACCCCACCCCCAGCCACACACGUCGCGGUCAGAAAACUGGGAAGGGGGCGCUGGGUCCAAGGUUCUGGAAAAGCAAGAACUCACCUGCAAACAGGCAGUCCUUCUCAGCUCUGGACUUCUGGAUCACGACGUCGAUAUCCUUCUGAAUUCGCUCUUGCCUUGAACACAUCCCCAUUAAAUAAAUCCCUGGAAAAGAAGCAGCCGCUAUUUCCACCCCACCCCCUCCUCGCACGCUUCCAGCUUUCGUAAAUAUUCAGUUAAAAAUGAAACCUCUGGCCGAGGCAGGGGCUGAAAGCGAAGUGGUUUCGGAAGUGAUCCUGGGUGAGAGAAGAGGAGGAGGUGAAGGAGGAGGAGGAGGGGGGGGAGGUCGGCUUUGCAUUCCCAGAUGUGACCGCCCAGCUGCUGCUCGCCGCUGCUGGAUUCCAAUUUCCUCCCCUUCUGACAAUGGAUGGUGAUGACACUGAGUCUCACUUUCUCCCUCCCCCGCCCGGACCAACGGCCGUGGGGGGCCGAGGGUGCGGGGGACGGCCGGAGAGCGAUCACCGGCGGGCGCCGGCGAGGGGCGAGCCCCGCUCCGGCUCACGCGCGCACACCCCUCACGGCCCGCACGCCGGCCUUCCACACCCGCGCACACUCGCGCCCGCGGGCGGCGGCGGCCGUGCCCAGGCUGCUGCAGCGCCGCCCGCCCGCCGCAGACCCUCCUUGCCCGCCGCCUAGUCACCCGGCCCGGCUGCGGGCCGCCAGGGCUCGUAGAGUAUCAGCCAUCCCGGGCGGGAGCCGCGUGUCCCCACCCCGACCUCCACUCGUGCUGAGAGCUGAGCGGCAGUGUAGGUAGUGAAGACUCCCUGGGGCUCCCAGCCUUCCCUCUCCGCACCCCUCCCCCCAUCACUUUUAUGAAUUCGACUCCACUUUCUAAAGGAAUUAUGAGUCAGGUGGCAAACCCAAACCGGAGUGGCUGGGAAGGGAAAAGGGGGGAAAAGAAAAUAUUGAAAAAUU